GCUUCAGUACUUUCACCACAUCUAAUCAGUAAUUUUAAAACAUCAGCAUCCAGAAUAUUCAAGUGUGAAUUUGUGAAAAUUUGUUCAAUCUCCUUUAGCAAGUGUUCAAAUUAUUCAUUGAGAAGUUAGCUCAAUUUAUUUACGCUUGUUUCAUCAUUUUUCUCUGUUUAUUUGUCAAUGUGCACAACUGAAUAAUAAUAACUUUCGUGAACUUUUCCUAUUGUAUAUAAUUAUAUAUAUUUAUACACAUAUAAAAAAUAAUCCAAUCAACGGGAUGGAUCAUCCAGAGCCAAUUUCCAAACGUCCUAUAGAUAUCCCACAAUGUCGUAAAGGUUUUACUUUGGAAGAAGCAAAAAGUUUUGUCGAUCAAAUUAUGGAAGUAUUUCGUAAUUUAGAUGAUAUGACAGAUCUACGUUCAAUGUAUGAAACUGGGAAACAAUUAAGUCGAUCUUAUUUCGAUUGUCAUGCGUAUCGUGUGGAAUUAGCGCAAUAUUUGACCAAUUGUGAUUAUCCUGCAUUUGCAUCGAAAAUGAUGAAAAAAUUAAAUAAUAUGGGUGUAUUUAAAAAUGAUGAUAUUUGGUUUUCUUCAUUUUAUUUCUAUAAUACAACAUGGAAUUUUUCUGAUAUCUGGCCGGAAUUUGCUACUGCUCUAGCUGUUGCUGGUCUACCGAAUCUACUCAAUUUAAAUAUUGGUCAUCAACCAUAUUUAGAGAAUUUAAGUAGUAAAAAUGUAUACUACUUAAUCAAGGCUAGUUUAUCUAUCAUACAUAAUAUAGCUCGUGUUCCAGGUAAUACACAUUAUUUUACAUCUGAAUCAGUUCGACAAGCAUUAUUACAUUUAGCUCAACGAGAAGAAGAAUUUCUACGCUGUGUUUCUACUCUUUGUUUAGCACAUAUUAUAACUGAGUCAGAAAUUCAUUUGAUUACUGACAUAUCAAAUGGUGGUGUUGAUUUGUUAAGAACUUCAUUUGGUUAUGUUACAUCGGCUCGUGUUUCGGAGAAACGAAGAUGUCAUGGAUUUCAAGUGCUUGAGUUAUUAUCUGCUGUUGCCGCUUUAUCUGUUCUUGAUCCUAUUAAAGCGACUUUAUUGUCAUCACCUGUUAAUGUGAAUUUAAUUGCUGGUACAAAUAAUCAAAGCACAGAACAUGGUAUGACAUGUUUAAGCUUACUGAAAGAAUUAAUUGAAACUGCAUUACUGCCUAAUUCUAGUCCUGUUUCUGUUAGAGAAGCAGAAGAAGCUGUUCGUAUCCUAUGGAAUACAGUUUUUGACACAUCUAUUAGUACAGGAGUUUUACAGAUGCAGUUAACAAGUUGGUUAAGUGAUACCAUGGCAAAUUAUGCAGUAGCUUUACAAUCCUAUAAAUCACUUUCACGUGCAAUUGAAUCUAUUAAUUGGCAAUUGAAUACUUGUAUUUCUAAAAAUCCUAAAAAUGAACCUACAGAAUGUGGUCCUGUAUUAUUAUGCUUUUCGCCAUCUAAUCGUAUUGCUGUUAAUCGAGUUGCUGAUCGUUUAAGAGAUGCUGGAAUAGUGCUCAAUAGUAUACCUUUUGGUCCCGAAGUAAUAUCAUCAGUAGAUGCUUCAGCAACUGGACUUACCAUGUGUGGGGCCAAUGCUACAAAUCAUGCUCAAUGGGUUGAAUCUGUUGAACAAGCUUCAGUUAUGAUUGCAUUUUUAAGUGAUUCAUUUCGUCUAAGUCCUGGUUGUCGAUGGGAAGUGGAACAUUUUACUAGUUUUGAUACUAGCCUGUACUCAAAACCUAUAAUUCCUGUUAUACUGCAGCCAAAAUUUAAGUUGACCGGUUGGUUGACUCGUCUUAUUACUCAAUACCCAAUUGAUUUCAAUGGUAAACGUGAUCCAGAAGCAAGUUAUGAUGCUCUAAUCAAUCAAGUAAAGGAAUCUUACGGAGAAGCAAAGAAGCGCGCAGAGGCUGCUGCCGUGGUUGCUCCACAACACCAAUUAUCUGUGGAUGCUAAAAAACACUUGACGACCUCAGGCGACACUGGAUUCCCUGGAAUACCUAAUGCAGACAUAGCCGUGAACCACAUCAACGCUAGCCCUAUAUUGAGUAGUCGGGGUUCCCUAGGUCUGUCCUCCAGCAUUAAACGUGAAGAGGCACUUCCCUUAACUAGUCAAGCAGGACUGCCGAGAAUUUGCAAUCAAAAUAUGAUUCCAAUGCAAUCGAAUGUUACAUCCCAACCUUUGGCAACCAAUGCUUGGCGUCAUGCUAUUCGUCCGUCAGUUCGUAAUUGGUCAACCUGCAAAGUUGCUUCAUGGUUGAAAUUUCGUAGAUUGGGCCACGUACCUUCUCAAAUCGCUGGUGGUAUAGAUGGUAUAUUAUUAUCUCAGUUAGCUGGGUUACGUAUUUGGGCUCCCGAUUACUUCACCCAGUGUCUACGAUCUGAACUAGGUCUUGAUUUCGCUGAUUCCCUACGCUUUUUAGAAGCACUGGAUGAGCUUGCUCCAGAAGGCGGUGAUAGCCAUGAUGAAGAUGCUGAUGAUUGUGUAGACGGGCGUCCUCAUUUUGGAAAUCAUGAUGGAACAUCUAGAGCAUAGUAGUUUGUUUGUUCUUGUCUGUUGCCGCAAAUCGUUGGUCUCGUGGAAUGGAUAUUUCAGUAGAGUUCGCAUUUUUUUGAAAAAAUGAGAUGUUUUUUUUGUGAACCCGGCUCACUCAAGAUAUGUUACUGUACACUGUAGUUGAGAAAACCUCAUAAUAAAUAAUUUCACUCAGUUAACAUUGUGUUCUAUCAUUGUUUCCUUUAUUCACUCCAACAGUGUGCUGUUUUUUCCUCUCUGUUUUUUUUCUUGUUCUCUGGUCUAUUUGAUUCCGAUUUUCUAGUAAAACAAAACCUGAACAGAUUACCCAUUUAAUUUACAAUAAAUUAUGUUCAUUCCUUUAUAUAUUACUAUGAAAUGAUUGAUUAACACUACAUGUUCUGCUGCAUUCGUUUACUAUUCUGUUACAUAUAUAGUGUUGUUUAAUUUCACUUGUUUCUUUUUUGUUUGUUUGCAUUUUUGUCAAAUAUGAUGAUGUAUGUAUAAUGUCAAUGAAUGAUUUGUUAUUCCUUCAUUUGUAAUCUGAUCUGGCAUGUGUACAAUUUCCAAGUGUAAAAAUUCAUGAAAUCUAAUUAUCCUAAUGUAAUCGAUCUUUUGAUGAGUAAGGCUAAUAUUUUCAACAACAGUUUUCCCCUAAUAUCACUGUUGUUAAACACUUUUGUUGUCAAUAAUAUAAGUUUGUGAAUUUUCCUCACAUACUCACUCUUUCUCUCUCUAUCUCUCUAGCAUACACAAUACAAUAAAUGCAUUUGAUUAGUUGAAAGAAACGGGGAUUAAGAGUAUUUUUUUUGUUCUUUUUCUCAAUUACACAAUUUUCCUCUGAUUUUGUUUUGUAAAAUUUGUUCAUUAUUAUGAUUAUGAUGAUUAUGAUCAUCGUUACAUUGUAUUGAUGGAUUUUCUCAAGCCAGUUCUACUUCAUUCAUUUUUGAUCAUAUUUUGUUUUCUAAAUAAAAUUAAUCAUAAAAUUGUUUAACUGUUGUAGUUAGUUAAUUGAAACCAAUCAAAUAACCUCUUCCUAAUACUGCUUCUAAAUAAUAGUACAAAUAAUACUUACUCUACCUCUAUUCGUAACAAUUCAUAUACAUAGAUACAUAACUUAAAUAUAUAUACAUAUAUGAAUUCAUUGUAUAUUCGUCAGUACACUAUUGUUAUACUAUUUAACAAAUUUUUAAUCGUUUAUACUACUUACUAACUAGUAAGAACAUUAGUUGAUUAUUAUUGACAAUGGCAAGCGAUGAUGAACAAAACUACUUCAAACUAUAAAUCUGUAUAACGCAAUCAUAAAUUGAAUUGUAUUUUCUCAAAAUUCAAAUAAACUAUUGUCUUUUUCUUUGAGAAGAAAAAAGAAAAACAACCCGAUUUCCUUUAUUACAAUAUACAAUGUAUUGUAUGUGUGUGUAGUAUUUGUAGAUUCUUUGUCUUUUUAUAGGACUUUCGCUCCAGUGUACUAGUGUACUUGUUAAUUAAAUUCACUGGAAAUGCGCAUCAAACAAUUACAAUAUUAUUAUUAUUACUAUUAUUAUUAUUAUUAUU
Molecule: messenger RNA, 4087 nt
Organism: Schistosoma turkestanicum
Lineage: Eukaryota; Metazoa; Platyhelminthes; Trematoda; Strigeidida; Schistosomatidae
Source: the annotation of a GenBank genome assembly